This is a messenger RNA of Sander lucioperca (pikeperch), 1627 nucleotides long. RefSeq names its product distal-less homeobox 3b (gene dlx3b). The coding region runs from base 193 to 1035 and encodes 280 amino acids. The record is from RefSeq and is a predicted model, not a curated record. Gene Ontology annotation, biological process: epithelial cell differentiation; regulation of transcription by RNA polymerase II; embryo development. Gene Ontology annotation, molecular function: RNA polymerase II cis-regulatory region sequence-specific DNA binding; DNA-binding transcription factor activity, RNA polymerase II-specific. The transcript has 3 exons. Lineage: Eukaryota; Metazoa; Chordata; Actinopteri; Perciformes; Percidae.
GUGUCACAAGGGCUGAGCGAUGCCACAACCAAGUAACUGCAGCUGGGAGAGUUUCAGUGGACUAUAAGCUCUCUAACGCCGUUCAAAUAGCGCGCACACACACCAAUUCUUUAAUGCGAUUUUGCUUUGCGCACUCCACAACAAAAAUAAUCCACAACUGGACUUUCUUUACUCUGGAGGGCUGCUUCCACCAUGAGCGUCGGACAGACCUAUGAAAAGAAGAUUGCAAGUAUUUUGACCGAUCUACCAGGAUCUAUGAGUUGCCACCCGAGCUCCAAGGACUCUCCUACUCUCCCCGAGUCUUCGGUGACAGACAUGGGCUACUACAGCGGACAGACGGGCCCGAGUCAUCACGAAUAUUAUCAGAGUCAAGCGUACGGACAGCCCAUGAACUCUUACCACCAUCAGUUUAAUCUGAACGGAAUGGGAGCUGCUGGAGCGUACGCGACCAAAUCUGAAUACCCGUACACAAAUGGCUACAGACAGUUCGGACAUUACAACAGAGAUCACCUGCAGGCCUCGCCUCCGAGCUCAGUGAAAGAAGAGCCAGAGCCUGAGGUCCGCAUGGUGAAUGGAAAACCGAAAAAGAUCCGCAAGCCGAGGACGAUCUACUCCAGCUACCAGCUCGCUGCCCUGCAGAGGCGCUUCCAGAAGGCGCAGUACCUCGCUCUGCCCGAGAGAGCGGAGCUGGCGGCUCAGCUUGGCCUCACCCAGACACAGGUUAAGAUCUGGUUCCAGAACCGGAGGUCCAAGUUCAAGAAACUGUACAAAAACGGCGAGGUUCCCCUGGAGCACAGUCCCAACGCCAGCGACUCCAUGGCCUGCAACUCCCCGCCCUCCCCCGCAGUCUGGGAGAACAGCACCCCUCAGAACACCCCGAUCAGCAGACCUCAGGUCCCGCAGCAGACGCACAGCUCGUCGCCGCCAUACCUGGAGGAUUAUAACAACCACUGGUACCAGCAGGGAUCACACCUACAGCACCCGGGCACCGUGCACCACCCAGUCCCGCAGCAAAGUGUGGGAGCUGUUUAUUAACAAUGACUCAGGAGCAGAUAUUUCUCCUCAAACGAGGUCUCUCCACAAUGACUCUGCAGAGCAAAAAAGGGGACUGGACCCGGAGCAGGCCGGAAGUGAAACAUUGUUUUUGGUUGUUUUUUUUUGGAUGAUCAAGAAUGUUUCAGAACUGGUGUUCCAUUCACAAAGCACAUAAGGGAUUUCUGAUCACUUGUGGCAGCAUAUUUAACGGACAUCUGGCGUGUGUGUUUUUUUUUUUUUUUUAAAUUAUUUAUCGCUUCUGUUGUAUUUCUUUCACUCCUUUUGUAAAUGAAUAUGCAAAGUUUUUUUUUUAAACAAGCAGCCUGACCACAGACCGAAUAUUGACAAAAUUGUGCAGUUGAUCCACGCUGCAUUCAAAUCAUGCAUGUGGGUUUGUAGAGAGCGCGUCAAAAAAAGAACUCAGGUCAUAUUUAUAUGUAGGCUAUUUGUACAAAUCGUCGAAGGCUGUAAAUAUGUGUUUAUAUGCAGAACCACUAUGAUAUGCACUGUGGUGCUUCCAAAAUCAGUCUCAUGUUCAUGUAAUUAGUCCACUUGUUGCCUUCUUGUCAAUUGAAUAAAGGUGUUAAUUGUA